Nanorana parkeri is the source of this 3746-nucleotide messenger RNA. It is a transcript of the gene DENND2A, whose product is annotated as DENN domain containing 2A. The record is from RefSeq and is a predicted model, not a curated record. The coding region runs from base 58 to 3240 and encodes 1060 amino acids. Gene Ontology annotation, cellular component: actin cytoskeleton. Gene Ontology annotation, biological process: retrograde transport, endosome to Golgi. The transcript has 20 exons. Lineage: Eukaryota; Metazoa; Chordata; Amphibia; Anura; Dicroglossidae.
AAGCUGCUCCCUGGGUUUUAAAAGAGGGGAGCGGGUGUGAUAUCACAUGCUGACACGAUGACUGUGAGACGGGCGGCUGAGGUGACCAGAAAUAAGGAUCACACUCUGCACCAGUCAAGCCGCAGGGUGAACCCCACAGGUAAAGAGAACUCUGGGACUUGGAAAAAACUUGAACUUCUUCAGUUUCACCUAAGCAUCAAAACCCAAGCUGUAAGUACAUUCACCUCGGUCAUAUACAAACAAGAAUUCGACCAAGAGAAGACUCCAUUUAAAGGCCUGGAGAACUGGCCAAGUGACAAAGACUUACAAGGUUUGGGACAUAACAUGCUCAGCAACAAAAUGAUCAUCAAUGACCCAGUGAUGGAAAUAAAUGUCAAAGACCCAGGACUUAUCAUUAAGAAACAGCUGGGAAACACUAAGUCUUCCCCCUCUCCCCAAAAGAUCACCCUAAAGAAAACAUCAAGCAUCAAGGAUAAGAUUUCUGAGUGGGAAGGUAAGAAGGAGACCCUGUCUCCAAACCUUAGCAGGAAAGAGCUUAUCGCCGUAAAGAGACAGGACUCGUUUGGUACCACUUUUGGAGAUACGACUGUUGAUGAUGGAAGAAACCGUCAGAAAACUAACUUUAAAAGGAUGUUCAGCUGGGAAAUGGAAAACAAGGACAUUGAACAGACAGAGUCUCAAAAAGUUGAAAAGAAAAGAGAAAAGGAGGCCAACUUAACCACAGAAAGACUUCAAGAGCAAGUUACAGGCACAAAGAAGGACCAAACAACUGUGCUGAACCAGGUGAAAAGGUUUGAACGUUCACUGAAGGACAGCCCUGCAGAUGGUCUACCGCAGUUACCUGGGACCUAUUACUCACCACAGUCUUUACUGGAUUCAGAGAACCAGGAGAACAAAGUGGGGUCAAAAUCAAAAUGGGGAUCAGACUCUGAGAAUGCUGAGCCUAUAUUUGGGACAGUUGGAGAGGGUAGGGCAUCUCGUAGAACAAGCAAUGCUGAAAAUGUAUAUACAGAGCCCGGAGCCCCUGAGAAGCCAGUACCUAUCAACCCUUUACCAAAACCUAGGAGGACUUUUCGGCACGAGGGAGACCUGGACCCAGUUAGAACAGGUUUACGGAAAAUGAACAGAGACUUACCUCCACUUCCUUGUAUACUUCCCCCUCCACUCCCAACAUCUCCACCUCCAUCAGCUGUCAGCAGGAGACUUUGGAACAGCAAGCACAGAAACAAUGGAAACCACAGAAAGUCCUAUGAAUUUGAAGAUCUACUGCAGUCGUCGGAGAAUGGACGGGUAGACUGGUACGCACAGACUAAGUUGGCCCUUACACGCACUUUAUCCGAGGAGAACGUCUACGAGGACAUCCUAGAUCCCCCAUCAAAGGAAAAUCCCUAUGAAGACAUCGAGACAGACAGCCGUUGUCUAGGAAAGAAGUGUGUUCCUGGACCCGUGGCUCCUGUUCCUGGAACGCUGAGCAAGCAGAAGCCCCCUUUCUUCAGGCAAAACUCAGAGCGGCGCAGCUUCAAGCUGUUGGACCUAAGGAAGCUGGGGAGAGAUGGCGGAGCCUCUCCAAGUAAACUCAGCCCUCCGUCAUCUCCGAGCAGUCCGGAUGACAAUUUCUUCAACAGUGGAGAUCAACAGAACGGGAGACGGAGGAGGAAAAUCCCAAAGCUGGUGAUGCGGAUUAAUUCUAUUUACGAGGCACGGCGUGGAAAAAAAAGGGUGAAGAGGUUGUUACAGUCUGCAGAUAACUCUGGGAGAGUGACAGAUGACAACAGUGAAUCAGACAGUGACACAGAAGAGAAGUUGAAAGCACACAGCCAGCGGCUGGUACAUGUCAAGUCCAGAAUGAGCCUCACCCCGCGGUACCAAACUUUGGAGCGAGAUCUCAUAGAGUAUCAGGAGCGGCAGCUGUUUGAGUAUUUUGUUGUGGUGUCCCUGCAGAAGAAGUCUCCCAGUACAGUGUAUGCUCCAGAGAUCACCCAGCAGUUCCCACUCAAGCUGGAGCGAUCGUUCAAGUUCAUGCGGGAAGCCGGCGAUCAGUUUAAAGCCAUUCCACAGUUCUGUUUCCCAGAUACUAAGGACUGGACACAGGUGACAGAGUUUGACAGUGAGACUUUCUCGUUUGUGCUGACCGGUGAAGAUGGAAGUCGGAGAUUUGGUUACUGUAGGCGACUUUUGCCCAGCGGGAAGGGGAAGAGAUUUCCUGAAGUCUACUGUAUUGUCAGCCGGUUGGGCUGCUUCAACCUCUUCUCAAAGAUCCUGGAUGAGGUGGAGAAAAGGAGAGGCCUCUCUACAGCUCUUGUGCAGCCAUUCAUGAGAGCCAUCAUGGAAGCCCCAUUCCCAGCUUUAGGAAAGAAGAUUACGGUGAAGAACUUCCUGCCUGGGUCAGGAACUGAGGUGAUUGAACUUUGCCGACCUCUGGAUUCGAGACUGGAACAUGUGGAUUUUGAAGCGCUAUUCUCCACGCUCAGUGUACGGCACCUCAUACAAGUCUUCGCCUCUCUCCUUCUGGAAAGAAGAGUCAUUUUUAUGGCAGAAACUCUCAGCACCUUGUCCAAAUGCUGCCAUGCUAUGGUUGCAUUAAUAUACCCCUUUACCUGGCAACAUACCUACAUUCCCGUGCUUCCCCCAGCCAUGAUUGACAUCGUCUGUUCGCCCACUCCAUUCCUGAUUGGUCUGCUGUCCAAUUCCCUGCCCCAUCUGAAGGACCUUCCUGUGGAGGAGGUUCUCCUGGUUGACCUUGGUAACGAUCGCUUACUGAGACAGAUGGACGACGAAGAGUCCAUUCUCCCCCGGAAACUGCAAGCGGCUCUGGAACAGAUCCUGGAGCAGAGGAAUGAGCUGGCCAGUGAUAUAGACAUUUCUGCAAAUGGCCAGCAAGAUUCCAACGCGCUCAACGACGUGGUAUCGGAAGCCUUUGUGCGCUUCUUUGUGGAAAUAGUCGGCCAUUAUUCUCUGUUCAUGGUCCCUGGAGAGCAGGAUGAAAGGACACUCGUCCGGGAGGCCUUUCGCAAAUCUGUGUCCUCCAAGAGCGUCCGCCGAUUUCUGGAGGUCUUCAUGGAGACUCAAAUGUUUGGAGGCUUUACGCAGGAAAGAGAAAUGAGGAAACAGGGAACCAAAGGUCUCUUUGAGGUCAGGGCCCAGGAAUAUCUGGAGACUCUGCCGGGAGGGGAGCAGAGCGGAGUCAACAAGUUCUUCAAUAGAAUAGGGAGUAAAAUGUGGUUUCGUCACAAGAAAUAAGAACCUGAGGAUAGAAGACGGAGAUGAGGACUUUUAAGUUAUUAACAAGUUGUCUCCGCUUUAACCGGAUUUCUUACUGUUGGGAGGCUCCAAGAAAAAAUGGAGGGAAGAAGACGAAGGAAGCAAGGGCCCAUCUUCUUCCCUUGGGAGCCGCUCAUCUCUUCGACCCUCAUCACAGAACUUGUUUGGGGUCUCUUUGCUGUUUCAUGCACUGGACAGACCUAAUAAGCUCACCAUUCAUACCGCAUCAAUGGCCACUAACUUUGCAUUUUUUGGGAUUUUGUUUUUGAACCUUUUGUUUCAGAACUUUAUUUAUAUUAGGAUAAAAACAAUCUUUGCAAGAAGGCAGACUGAAUUUAUCACCUCUAAUGAUUGGGGGUAUUUAACUUUCCAUUGAAUCGGUAUACUGGGGUGCAACGUAUCUGAAGGAGAUAUUUGUAUACAAGGAGAGAAUAACAUAACCUUUAUUAAAGUUUCAGAUGGAGACCAUAUUGUGAACUGGUCAU